AUGGCGCAGGACACCUACUGGGGCUCCUUUGAGGAGAUCUCCAAGUACAAUGUGCAGCUCAACUACCUCGAGAAGAUGUGGAUGGCCUGGUACGCAUGGAUGGGCAACGAUGUCCUGGCGACAGGAAUCAUGUCUUUUGUCUUCCACGAGCUCUUUUACUUCGGACGCGCGCUUCCCUGGAUCAUCAUCGACUGCAUACCUUUCUUCAACCGAUACAAGCUCCAACACCAAAAAAUCCCCACUACCUGGGAACAAACACAAUGCGCCGCACUCGUCCUCCUGUCCCACUUCACCGUCGAGCUUCCCCAGAUCUGGAUGUUCCACCCCAUGUGCCAAUACUUCGGCCUCCAGACCUCCGUUCCUUUCCCCAGCAUCUACAAGAUGGCGUACCAGAUUGCCAUCUUCUUCGUCUUCGAGGACGCAUGGCACUACUGGAUGCACCGCGCCAUGCACGCCAGCUCGUUCCUCUACAAGAACAUCCACAAGAUCCAUCAUCAAUACUCUGCUCCCUUCGGUCUGGCCGCUGAGUACGCCUCGCCCAUUGAAGUCAUGAUUCUGGGCUUCGGUACUGUCGGAGUCCCAAUCGUAUUCUGCGCCAUCACCAAGGACCUUCACAUCUUGACCAUGUACGCUUGGAUCUGCCUCCGUGUGUUCCAGGCCAUCGACGCGCACAGCGGCUACGAGUUCCCAUGGAGUCUGCACCACUUCCUGCCUUUCUGGGCCGGCGCUGAGCACCACGAUGUUCACCACGAGAAGUUCAUUGGCAACUACGCUAGCAGCUUCAGGUGGUGGGACUUGCUCUUCGACACCGAGGCCGGUGCUGAGGCCUCCAAGAAGCGCCGUGAGCGCAAGAUGGCCGCUGCCAAGCUCAAGAAGGCCAACUGA
Molecule: messenger RNA, 885 nt
Organism: Alternaria rosae
Lineage: Eukaryota; Fungi; Ascomycota; Dothideomycetes; Pleosporales; Pleosporaceae
Product: fatty acid hydroxylase superfamily-domain-containing protein
Exons: 2
Coding region: 1-885 (294 amino acids)
Biological process (GO): ergosterol biosynthetic process
Molecular function (GO): C-4 methylsterol oxidase activity; iron ion binding
Source: RefSeq, a predicted model, not a curated record